Messenger RNA from Xyrauchen texanus (razorback sucker), 3559 nucleotides. Its product is annotated as calcium release-activated calcium channel protein 1-like. The transcript has 2 exons. Gene Ontology annotation, cellular component: membrane. Gene Ontology annotation, biological process: store-operated calcium entry. NCBI's taxonomy places the organism in Eukaryota, Metazoa, Chordata, Actinopteri, Cypriniformes, Catostomidae. Bases 159 to 848 code for a protein of 229 amino acids. The record is from RefSeq and is a predicted model, not a curated record. Gene Ontology annotation, molecular function: store-operated calcium channel activity.
UGCAGAUGAACCGAGUCACUGUAAGUUAGUAGUCUUACAAUCCGAGUAUGUCAUAUCGGGUUGAAGUGCUCCGGGUAAUCAAGAGGCAAUAAAGACGAUUUUAGUUUAAACAUUCGGGCAAUUUUCACAACUUCUGAUCUAACAUCGAAACAAGCGCAAUGAGUUUGAACGAGCACUCGCUUCAAGCUCUUUCAUGGAGAAAACUUUACUUAAGUCGAGCCAAACUCAAAGCGACCAGCCGUACUUCUGCUCUGCUCUCCGGCUUCGCUAUGGUGGCGAUGGUAGAGGUACAGUUGGAAGAAGAUCACAAGUACCCUCCUGGCUUAUUAAUUGCCUUCAGCGCCUGCACAACAGUGCUGGUAGCUGUCCACCUCUUUGCCUUGAUGAUCAGCACCUGCAUCCUGCCCAACCUGGAGGCUGUGAGCAACGUCCACAAUCUUAACUCCAUAAAAGAAUCACCACACGAGCGAAUGCAUUGCCAUAUCGAGCUGGCCUGGGCCUUCUCCACCGUCAUCGGUACACUCCUCUUCCUUGCAGAGGUGGUCCUUCUCUGCUGGGUGAAGUUCCUCCCUCUGAAGAAUAAAAAGACAGGCCCUAAUGAACCUACAGAACCUCCAGGUAUCAGCCCAGGAGAAGCUGCUGCAAUCGCCUCCACCACCAUCAUGGUGCCCUUUGGCUUGGUGUUUAUUGUUUUUGCAGUGCAUUUCUAUCGUUCGCUGGUCAGCCACAAAACAGACCGGCAGUUCCAGGAGUUGGAGGCACUAUCCAACAUCACGCGGCUGCAGAACGAGCUGGAUCACAGGGGGGAGGCCUCCAAUUUGCAAUCCUCUUCAGCACAUUUUGCCUAGUGUAAGCACGUUUGAUGAGCCCUUGUUCUUACACCAAAUAAUUCCUUAAAAGGGCCAUCGUCACCAAUGAUUGGACACAAAGUGGUGGGAAUUAGGAUCCUGCAAUGCAAUGCAAUACAAUACGAUAUCAUCACACUAUUUUGGUCACAGCAUGAUACACAAUGCUGUUCUUUUUGUGUGUGUUUUGUGUUUUAGUACACCAAGUAUUGUGUAUUUAGUUUUUUCAGUUUGACUGCAACAAGAUCAUAGCUUGUUUUCUGCAGACUAAAGUGAACACAAGCUUGAUUUGAACACAGAAUCUGAAAUUUGUGCCACCGUGUUUUACAGUACUUGUGAAACAAUUCGCAUUGUUGUUACAAAUGAAAAGGUAAUUGGCUUGAUAUGGGAAAAUAAUCAUAAUAAUGCUUGGCAUCAGUUUAUUGAUUCAGUUUCAUGACAAAAGAAUGUUAUGUUAUACUGUUUUGAGCAUCCUUCCCUGUGUUUUUAACUGUAUAUUGUGGACUUAACACACAUGAUUCAUUCAAUCUCAGUGCUUUUUAUAGGAUGCUUCCUCCUGGGGAGCACAAGGUGUUUAAAAUUGCAGAAUUCAAAUGAGCAAUCCCUGAAGAAUAACAUGGUUUUUAGAUAUUUUUCUCACUGAGUAGGUAGUUGGCUGAACAUUGCUGGCAGCAUUAUAGCAGCAGCUGUUUGGCUGAAUGUCUUAGUGUCAUUUCAUAAAUUGCACUUUUUAUAUAUAUAUAUAUAUAUAUAUAUAUAUAUAUAUAAUUAUUAUUAUUAUUCUAAUAAAAAAUAUAUAUAUUUUUGGUUUACUGUUAGGACAAACUCCCAAACACCGAGUAAGCAAAGCACAUUUUUCUGUAUUAUGUAAAAAAAAAAAUAGUUUUCAGGUUAAUUGCAUAGGGUACAACAGAGCUAAAGGUCCAAUUGGUCAGAAAAUGUAUCAAGGUAAAAAAAAAUUGAUGGAGCAACAUAAUUUGUCUGAAAAGAAAUAAUAACAGAAGAUUGUUUUGAUUACAAUUCAGUUAAAAAAAAAAAGUGGGUUUUCCCCUCACAUGGGGUAACAGGCCCCUAUGGGAUUUAAAGUGAUAUUGUGUAGAUACCGAGGCAAUAGUUAUUGGGCACAAUUUGUCAACUAAUGCAAAUAGUUUUACGACCGCAAAAAGCUUUUUUUGAGUAACAAAUUAGGAUGAUGCUUACGCAAAAUAAACUUCAGGAAAAAGUCAAACAUUUCCUGUUCAUUUCAAACACAUUUGGUAUUUUAUUACAUCUGAAGUAUUCUAUAAACAAACUGAACUCUAUUGUGAUGGGAUCAAUCAUGUGAGCCCACUUUGAACAUUUUUCAUACAAAUCUAUUCCCCCACUUUAACACCCCCAAUGUGUUUAAUAGGGGCCUUUAGCCCCUGCAACAGGGGGCUUUUAACUCCAAAUACUAUCCUUUCACUUAUUGGACAGUUAUUGACACAUAUAGUCAAAACUCAAAAGAAAUGUGUUAAUUUCAGAGAUUGUCAUAAAUUUGCAACAUUUUAAAAAAAUAAUAAAAAUGAGAUCAAAUUGCCUCAAAAUCAGCCCGUAGACACUACACGCAAAGAUCUCAUGGAUGAGGAGAAUUUUCCAGUGUAUAGUGACAAACAAGUGUUUAUGAAAGUGCUGUGGUAGUUUUUGUUGCUAUUUAGCAUUUUGGGAGAAAGAAAAUCAAUAGAGCAUUUUACCCUACAGAGCCUUUAGCCCUGUUGUACCUUAUGUGUCCAAAAAAAAAUACAAAAUUAGUCUAAAUAUUUUUUCAACACUGUGCAAUUAAUUUGAAAGUGUGUCGACAUGUCUUGAAGUUGAAAUAUUGUUACCAUGGCAAUGACCUACAUUUUUAUACUUAAUGCUUUUUAUCUUAAAUGUAUUUUGCAAUAGAGAUAUUCUGAAGCCUCGUGUUUCUUUUAUCCCCUGUGAUCGGAAAACCAAAACCAAAAUACAUUAAGACCUGUCUUAAAGAAUGAAUCUUUACAAAUGACAAUAGUACUGAAUAUAUCUUAUAUCUUGUGCUGUUACUAUAGUUGCUUAAUAAUGUUUAUUUUUGUAUUUCAAACUGUGCAUUGAAUGAUACAGAAGUAUAUUUUUGAUUAGUCUUGUACAAGUCUUUUUAUGGUCUUAAAAUAAGUAACUGACUUAACGUAAAUAACCGAUCAAACAAAACUGUAUAUAAUAUACAGGCCUGUACGAUAAAUGUAAUAAUAAUAAUAAAAAAAGGUCAGAACACUGGAAUAUGUUCACAAUUCACAAAGACUUUGUUUUCUAAUACAUUUGAUGGUUUUAAACUUGAAAUCUGUCACUAUAAACUUGACAAAAAAUGAUGGUUGAGAAGAUUGGCUCAUUAAUAAGCAAUACACAAUUAACAAAAACGAAAUACACACAACAAAUUGCUAAAGAUACAAUGCACAAUUUAUGAAAGUGGAACUUACUGAGGAGCUACCUCUGUGGUUUGCAUCUGUAAAAGUCCAUGUCCUUUGGUGGGAAUGCAAAUAUUCCAAAAAUUAGUUUAUUGUGUAUUGGAAUUUCAGAGCAACCUAGCCAAAAUCAAUGGAGAUUUAGAGUCAUUUUUCCUGAUUUUAUUAGAUGUCAUCUGGGAAAGUAUUCAAGGUUAAUCCAAACUUCUAUGUCCUUGUCAGUUAGGCCUAUACUUGUCAAAUAGAAUGCAAGGAUUUACAAAAUAAAAAUGUACA